AUGAAUGACUUGUUAUUAACAACUGUAACAUUCGCUUCUUCUCCAAAAUUGAUAUCUCUUGGCAAUGCAGCAUUCUCUGGUUGUUCAAGUCUUCCUUCUUUCUCUUUCCCUGACUUAAUAUCUGUCCAUGUAACUAAUUCUUAUAAUUAUACCACAUUUUGUGGUGUUGAAGUCUUCCGAGCAAGAGGUUCUGAAUGUGAUCUCGUUUUUGCUACAGGAUAUGUUGAUGCUCAAGCAUUUAGGAAGAAUGCCAUAGGCAUAUUAGGCAAUACACUUGUAUUACAUGUCAUUAUUAAUAUGUAA
This is a messenger RNA of Trichomonas vaginalis G3, 303 nucleotides long. RefSeq names its product leucine-rich repeats (6 copies)-containing protein. The transcript has a single exon. Bases 1 to 303 code for a protein of 100 amino acids. The record is from RefSeq and is a predicted model, not a curated record. NCBI's taxonomy places the organism in Eukaryota, Parabasalia, Trichomonadida, Trichomonadidae.